AUGUACUCGGGCCGAAUAAACUAUGAGUUUGCAGGUUCAGUGAACAAAGAAUGGGUAUGGAAAGAUAACUUGUAUUACUUUCAUUCGCUGAAAGUCAAGAAAGAGUUGUGCUAUCACAGUGGUUGUGUUAAUACCAUCUGCUGGGAUGAUCGUGGGGAGUAUAUUUUGUCGGGUUCAGAUGACAGAUGCAUCGCUAUUGCUAACGCUUUUUCACAGGAUUCUGAAGGUCCGAACGCCUAUAAUUUAAAGUUGCCCGCGUACAGUAACAUUUUUACAGCGAAGUUUCUCCCUUUUUCUUGCGGAAGCGAAAUAGUUGUUGGCUUUAAAUGCGGUUGUGUCACCCAUGUUAAUCCUAAUUCUAGUAUAAAGGAUAGUCUCAAGAACAUUUUCUGUCACACGUUUGCCGUGUAUGACAUUCUUACUUUGCAAGAAAUGCCUACUUGCUUUAUAACACUAUCUCAUGACCAUUCAGCCACUCUUCUGGAUACCAGAAUCACGUCCGUGCGCAAGAGUCCGAGUUGUAGUCGGGGAUGCUUCAACAACACAAACUCACCAUGGGUUUCAAAUUUUUCUGUUGUCAAUCAAUUAAAGUUUCAUUUUCCAGUAACUGCUGGUGAUAUCCAUCCUUUGAAUGGAUGUCGUUCAAUUGCGCUGGCAACUGCCGACGGUUUUGUACGUCUUUUCGAUAUUCGGAAGCUCGUUUCCACUUUGUCCUCCGCAGCUGUGGGCGACCCACCCCAACCUAUGCCAUUUCGUGUAGCCAGACCUCUUGGUUUACCUGCGAAGAUAAAUUCGACCAAAACGUUCAGAUUAGAUUAUGGACCAGGUCAUAUAACGUCAGUCAAGUUUGAACCUAUCUAUGACAAAGAUCAUACUCAGUUUUUGUUACCUACUGGCCGUAAACAGUCACUUUCGUCGAAUCUUGGUGGAAAACAUUUACUUGUCAGUCAUAUGUAUGCCCCUAUCUUCUUGUAUGAUCUUUGUUCAGAAGAAACGCUUGGCGACUCUGAAGUACAGCGACCUGAUUGGCUACCGAAUACGGAUACAUGCAGUCCAUCAUCGGAAACAGAAUCUCCUCGCUCAUCGGAAGAUAGCCUUAUUUCAGAUCCGAAUAUACGUUUAACUGUUGCUCUCUAUCGAUGGCUCACCCAACAUCGAUCCAGAACAGAUGAAAGCGCUGUGGAUGAAGCAUCGACUGAACCUCAAACAGUGUCUUCAAGUCCUGCCGAAUCAACGUCUGGUCAAACGUCUUACACAGGCUCUCAGCGUGAACAAAAACUCCCUAUAGAUUACCUAACAGAUGCAUAUAUUUCUGACAUCAUAAAUUCUUCUCCAAGAUAUCGCGAAAUAAUGAAAUAUCGUGGUCGUGAAUGCUGUAGUACUGUGGUCAAAGUGUCAACAUUUUGGGGGCGGAAUUUUAUUCUGUCCGGAUCUGAAUGUGGUCAUUUAAUUGCAUGGGAUCGUAAUACAGGAAAGCCUGCACUUGCAAUUAAAGCAGAUACAUCUGUAGUAAAUCGAAUUAUUCCUCACCCUCUUUUUCCAAUGAUUGCUGUCAGUGGAAUUGAUCGGUCCAUAAAAAUAAUUGAACCUGAUCCAAAUAUAUACGAACAAAGUGAUGUUGACGAUGGUGAUGACCAUGGUGAAUCAGCGUUUAUGAAAGUAGUAAAACAGCAUGAAGAAGAAGCAAGUCAGAUAUGUCAAGCAAAUGAAAUAAGAACAAAAAAAAUGUUAAGUUCUGGUAAUAAUCACUUGGAUAGUAUCGCACGUCUACGAGCUGGUCGUGAAUUCAGCGAUCUGUACAAACCUCUGCUAAAGCGUUCGUAGACUUCUCUUGAUUCAAAUGUGAAUAUCGUGAUAUAUUUCUCAUUCUAAAUUUGAAGUAAAUAUCGAACCAGUAUAGCAUAACAACUAUUCGAAGAGCUGUCUUACUUCUUGAAUCAGCUUCAAAUAUAACCCUGUUAUCAACCAACUUCAUAAUGGCCUUCUUCGCUAAAUCUCUGCUUCAAUUAACACUGUAUAAUCAGUCAAAUAAUUACUAUCUGUCCUACUUUAUCUCGAAGUAUUGUAGUUCCUAAUCUCGUAACCUCAUUUUUGCACACCUAAUUUCAGUGUUGCCGGUUUAAUUGUUUCACUGUAUAUAGAAAAUAAAUUUGAAUGAUAUACCUACAAUUUUGUCCAGAUUUCUGUCUUCACAGUCAUCUUCUUGCAGUUAAACAACAAAAUGAUUGUCACUGAAUCAGAACUAAUUUAUACACAUAGUUCCAUUUAUUAUUUUGAAAAGAGAAAGAACAAUGAUUGGUGCAGAUUAAUAUGAAUUCAUUUUAUUUCGUUAGGUUCAGCUGCUUACAACCUAAAAUAUUUGAAGUUCAAAGUUAGAUGAAGGAUGAAUAUAUGCAACAUAAUGUAGCAAAGAUUUCGUUAGAGUUAGUGAGGUUAUAAAAGUUUUUGUUUCGAAUAUAUAGAGUUUGGGAGGAAAAGUUCCAGAAAAUUGAGAUAGUGAUUAGAAAUCAUGGAAUUAAAACACAUUAGACGAUUAUGUAAUGAAAUAACUGAAAAUAGAUUAAUGUUAAUAAAGAGAGAUAUGAAUUAAAAUUGG
Schistosoma margrebowiei is the source of this 2596-nucleotide messenger RNA. NCBI's taxonomy places the organism in Eukaryota, Metazoa, Platyhelminthes, Trematoda, Strigeidida, Schistosomatidae. The record is from the annotation of a GenBank genome assembly.